UUUUUGUGGCAAGUUGUUCUAUUGUUAUGUGUGUUUGGAAAACCCUAGGUGGUCGUAUAGGUGCUCGUUGGGCUGUAUAUAGAGGCAGUGGUUCAUAAUCGUCCAAUUAUUUACUGGCGAGUCACUCAAGACACAGGUGUACCAGCUCUAAUCAGAACAAGACAAUAUUCAGAAACAUUGGACUUAUUUGGAAUUUUUACCAAGUACAAUCUACAACGGAAUUCGGCAUUGAGCUUCAGAUCUAUUUUAUAACAUAGAUCGGAUAAGUGAAGAAAAUAUACUACAGAAGUGUAGACUCAGGUUGUUUAUAGUGAAUCAUUAUGCCUGUUACAGAUUCCCUUCACGUCGAGAAUCUUCAACAACCACCAAUGUCAAUGGGAUCGAUGGCCUACCCCACUCCACCCCCACAUUCUAUGGGGGUCGGGAAAUCGGCAUACUCCGUCAAUGGAAUCAGUCUUUCCAGCCCUAAUAUGGACAUGUUGUCUCAUCCUGCAAUGGGAUACCAAGGAACAUACAGUUAUACAGGCAAUCCCAGAAAACAGCGACGAGAGAGGACUACCUUCUCCCGUGCCCAACUAGAUGUUCUAGAGGCCCUAUUCCAGAAAACACGUUAUCCAGAUAUCUUUAUGAGAGAAGAAGUAGCACUGAAGAUUAACCUUCCUGAAUCAAGAGUACAGGUGUGGUUUAAGAACAGACGAGCGAAAUGUAGGCAGCAAGCAAAGACCGUUGACGGCAAGCCAAAGGCCCCAACUACACCUAAGAAAUCUAAGUCUCCACCCCCACCAUCAUCAUCUCCUUCAUCUCUACCAUACAAGCCCGCAACAGCCGUCAGUAGCGCACCAAUGAACCCAGGAUCUGGGCCUAUCUGGAGCCCAGCAUCUAUUCCACCAGUUGGCGAUCUUAUGGGAUCAAAUAGCUGUAUGCAACGGCCAGCGGCUUACCCAAUGACCAAUCAACCCCAGCACGGAGGUUACCCCUCUCAGAACUAUGGCGGGUAUAGCUACCCGGGCAGUAUGGACUACAUGUCCCCAAUGCAGCUUCCCGUGAUGACCUCUCAACAGCUUACACCGCCCAUGUCGUCAGUACACACCAGUCAGGCACCAUACGGCUCCCUUCCCAGUGCCCAGUCACUUUCUAGGAACACACCAGACUGUAUGGACUAUAAAGACAACGGCUCCUGGCCGAAGUUUCAGGUGCUCUAAACUAUAUAUAGUAUUGCAAUCAUUUCAUUGCUCACUUCAUUCCAUGUAUAGUUAAGGCGACUGGGGCGCGAUCACCAGAUGUCGCUACAAGCUAGUCACUGCCAGGCGGGGCAGCCCAAAUAUCUCACACAGGACUGGUCUCCAUAGCAACGGUCGCAGACAGACAGUUACCAUGACAACAAACGUCACUACGCACGCUCAUAACGUAGAGAUGACGUCCGGGUCCCUACACUUGGGACAACGUCAAUUGUGAAUAAACGCUGUACAUUGCUUAUUAUUUGUGAACAAAUGUAUUAUAUUGUGUAUAUUAGUUAGUGAAUAAGAGGACAUGUCUGAACGCGGGAGUGAAAGUUUACUGUACUAAUAAUUAAUUUAUUGAAAUCGCAAGUCGCGUGGACAAUCUGAGGCAUAAUAGUGAAAGUGCACGAAUCUGAAGAUUACUUACUAGCAAAAGACAUGGCCCAUCUUCUGUUUUUAGUGAAUGUGGUAGAAUUAUGAUCAAUUUGAUUCUCAUUUUAGUAAAUCAUGCAUUGAUAAUAAAGAUUUCCAGUUCUAGUCAUACCAUGAAAAACUUAGAAUGAAUAAGAAGUGAAUUGCGGCUAGUAAUAACUUUCUCUAAGUGCAACAUUUCAAAUGUAUCAUAAAUAAAAACAGGGUAAUUUGUAAUAGAAAUUCGUAUCAGUAUUUUCAUGAUGUUACAUAUCACAACAUUUGAUACAGGGCAAAAGCGGUAAAUUCUACAUUUGUGUUGCCAAAAAAUUCUCAGUGAGUUUUCCAACGAUUUAAAUGAAAAAAAAUUGACCUAAUGUAUAGAAUUUUGUUUAAUCAAGUAACACCAAGACAACUGCACAAACGUGCUGUAUGUGUGUGUCAUAACAUAAUUUAUUUAAUUGUAUUCAUGAAUUCGAAAUGUAUCCAUUUAAAAGCAAACCAUAUAUCUAUAUUGCAACGAAUUUGUGUUCAUUUUGUAAAGAUGAAAAUGUUGAUGUAAGAUACAUGACAUAUCGAAGUGUCAUUUCAUCAAAUGUAAAUGAAGUAAAACUGAAAUAAAUCGAGAAGGUUUUAUUGAAAA
This is a messenger RNA of Owenia fusiformis, 2274 nucleotides long. NCBI's taxonomy places the organism in Eukaryota, Metazoa, Annelida, Polychaeta, Sabellida, Oweniidae. The record is from the annotation of a GenBank genome assembly.